Molecule: messenger RNA, 541 nt
Organism: Prorocentrum cordatum
Lineage: Eukaryota; Dinophyceae; Prorocentrales; Prorocentraceae
Source: the annotation of a GenBank genome assembly
GCCACGUCGGGCUCCGCACCUGCAGCGGCCGCUGCUCGCGAGCAGCGGGGGGUGGACCUCUCAGAGCUACAAAAGAGGCGCAAACCAGAUGCAGGCGCCGAGCCAGCGGCAGGGGGAGUCGCCAGCGUGGCAAAUAAGCUCGAGUGCAACGUGGGCGAGGACGCGGGCGCGGCCGAGGACGGUCUCAUGGCCGUGGAGCAGGCGCUGCGCCAGAGGGGCCUGCAACUCGCGGUCAACAUCCUGUUGGAGAUGGCGCGCCAGCGCGCUCAGUUGCUCAGAGACACGGUGGCGUCGGAGCGGGCGGGCAUGGUCCCGCCAACGGCGGCGCCGGUGAUCGCAGCAGGUGGCCAAGACGACAGCGGCCGACUUUCACUCAGUUCUCAAUCCUCUUUCUACGAGCAGUUUAUCUCGAACAAGAGCGCGUCGAUGACGGCUUUCGGCUUACUCUGUCGCCACUUCCGCUUCGCGAAGUGCCGCGACGACCAGGGCGCGAGGGCGCUGUUAUCGAUCGCGGACCAGAUCGCCCUGAAGACGAGCGUUG